Messenger RNA from Salvia splendens (bonfire salvia), 2385 nucleotides. RefSeq names its product exocyst complex component EXO70B1. Gene Ontology annotation, biological process: exocytosis. The record is from RefSeq and is a predicted model, not a curated record. The coding region runs from base 306 to 2183 and encodes 625 amino acids. Gene Ontology annotation, molecular function: phosphatidylinositol-4,5-bisphosphate binding. Gene Ontology annotation, cellular component: exocyst. NCBI's taxonomy places the organism in Eukaryota, Viridiplantae, Streptophyta, Magnoliopsida, Lamiales, Lamiaceae. The transcript has a single exon.
GCCCAAAAAGCAACUAUCACCACACCUGUCUGCUUCGCGACAAUCAAUCUUCUCUCUUUACUUUGCCUUUUCUCUUUCAGAAAUUCAUCAUAUUUCUCCUCUUUUCCGUUCAAUUCAAUUUCCCUUUUCCCUCUCCGACUCACGCAAUCUGCGUUCCCCACCACCACUUUGCGUCGUGUCCCCAUCUCUCUUUCUUUCUCUGAAUUUCCGCAUUCCAAUUUCACGCCUCCUUUCUCGGUUUUCGGAUUUCUUAGGGCACGAGCAUCGCAUCGGGGGAGCAGAGAGAGCUUUCGUCCGCGGCAACAAUGGCGGAAAACGGUGAGGAGAAGCUCAUAGCCGUCGCACGCCACAUCGCCAAAACCCUCGGCCACACCGACACCAUGACCGACGACAUUUUGAAGAUUUUCUCCAGCUUCGACGGAAGGCUGCGCGAGAAAUUGGCUGAGAAGCUCUCCGACGACGGAAUGGAACAAAUCCUCGACGCAAUCGACCACCAGAUCACUCAAUUCAUCUCCUCCGACCGCCCGAUUUGGUCCACCGGCUCAGAUCCCGGCGCCUUCCUCGAUUCGGUCGACCAAUUGAUCUCCGCCGUGCGCGAUUGGACGCCGCUGGCCGACGAUAAGAAGAUCUCUGCCUGCCUCGACCGCGCCGAGGAUCUGCUCCAGCAGUCGAUGUUCCGCCUCGAGGAGGAGUUCCGAACCCUAGUCGAGCGCGGCGCCGAGUCUUUCGACGCGACUCAGGCGGAAUCGGCUCACCCGCACCAUCCCGAUUUCUCCGACGAGGAUGACGAUUUCGGCGACGAGGACGAGAAUUUCAUCCCCGUGGCGCAGCCUAUCACGGACUACGACAUCGUGAUCGACGCCCUGCCGCUCGGGACGGUCGGCGAGCUCCACCAGAUCGCGAAGCGGAUGGUGGCGGCAGGGUACAUGAAGGAGUGCGCUCACGCCUACAGCUCGUGCCGGAGGGAUUUCCUCGAGGAGAGCUUCUCGCGUCUUGGCCUUCAGAAGCUGAGCAUCGACGAUGUCCACAGAAUGCAGUGGACUCAGCUGGAGGAUGAAAUCGAGAAAUGGAUCAAGGCCAUGAACGUUGCGUUUAGGAUCCUCUUCCCAAGCGAGCGCCGCCUCUGCGAUCGUGUUUUCCUCGGUUUAUCCUCGGCUGCCGAUCUCUCAUUCAUGGAGGUCUGCAGAGGCUCCACAAUUCAGCUGUUGAACUUCGCUGACGCCGUGGCGAUAGGGAGCCGCGCUCCGGAGCGAUUGUUCAAGGUGCUCGAUGUCUACGAGACGGUUAGGGAUUUGAUACCCGAAUUUGACAUAAUUUUUUCCGAUCAGUAUUGUGUGUCUUUGAGGAAUGAAGCGGUUACUAUUUGGAAAAGAUUAGGUGAAGCAAUUAGGGGGAUUUUUAUGGAAUUGGAGAAUUUAAUCCGUAGAGAUCCGGCUAAGGAGCCCGUCCCCGGUGGCAGAAUGCAUCCGAUCACUCGAUACGUGAUGAAUUACCUCCGUGCUGCUUGCCGGGCUAGGCAGACACUGGAGCAGGUUUUUGAAGAGAGCAUUGCUGGUGGUGGAAGCAAUCUUGAUUACAGAAAAGGGGAUGAUGCGGCCUUGGUGUCGUCAUCGUCUUUAGGGGUCCAAAUAGCGUGGAUCAUGGAGUUGUUGGAGAGUAAUUUGGAGGCUAAGUCGAAGAUUUACAAGGAUACGGCACUGUGCGCUGUGUUCAUGAUGAACAACGGGAGAUACAUUGUGCAGAAGGCGAAGGACAACGAGCUGGGGAUGCUGUUGGGUGAGGAUUGGAUUAGGAAACAUGCGGCAAAGGUGAGGCAGUAUCAUGUGAACUAUCAAAGAAGUUCUUGGAGUAAGGUUUUGGGGGUUCUGAAAGCUGAGGGCAGCUCGAUGUCGCCUAAUGAGACGUCAAAGAAUCUGAAGGAGAAGCUGAAGCUAUUCAAUUCCUACUUUGAGGAGAUUUGCAAGGUGCAGUCUUCUUGGGUGAUAUUCGAUGAUCAGUUGAGAGAUGAGGUAAGGGGCUCGAUUACAGGGACGUUGUGCCCUGCGUAUAGGAGCUUCAUGGGUAGGCUGCAGGGGGCUUCGGAUAUUGGUAAGAACGCAGAUAGGUAUAUCAGGUUUAAUGUGGAGGAGGUGGAGGCCCGGAUCAGCCAGCUCUUUGUGGAAGGAAGCAGUGCAAGAAGGUAAGAUCAUCAGAUGCAAGUAUAAAAAAGUGAUCUUGUUCUGUUUGUUGUAUUGUAUGAUGGUAUACAUGAUUGUAGCUUCUAAAAUAUUUGUUUGUUUAUGUCUAUUUUGGCCCUUUUUUUUAUCUGCGAGAACUCUUUACAGGAAUUGUAUGUUAAAAUUGAGACCAUGUUCGUGGUAUGCUGAGAUGUACUAUAAUUCUGCA